Messenger RNA from Penaeus indicus, 527 nucleotides. RefSeq names its product mannose-1-phosphate guanyltransferase alpha-B-like. The record is from RefSeq and is a predicted model, not a curated record. NCBI's taxonomy places the organism in Eukaryota, Metazoa, Arthropoda, Malacostraca, Decapoda, Penaeidae. The transcript is spliced from 3 exons. Gene Ontology annotation, cellular component: cytoplasm. Gene Ontology annotation, biological process: biosynthetic process. The coding region runs from base 1 to 441 and encodes 146 amino acids.
AUGGUAAAUCAUGACCACAACCCUUCGGCAAAAAGUUCAUCUCAGUCCGCCCGCCGCCCACCGUUCUCUGUGAGGAUCCCCCCACAGAGGACGUGGCUCCUCGGCUCGGCUGCCUGUCGACGUGUGCGGCGGGAAGGGCUCAGGGCGGUCGCCGUGGCACUCGGGACGCUCGCUCAGGCACUCGGGGCUGGCAAGAUGAUGCUGAAGGCUGUGAUACUCAUUGCUGGGCCUCAGAAAGGCACACGCUUUCGACCCUUGUCCCUGGAUGUCCCGAAGCCACUGUUCCCAGUGGCUGGCCUCCCGAUGGUUCAGCAUCAUAUAGAGGCACUUGCAUCUUUACCAGAUCUGAGGGAAAUUCUACUCCUUGGAUACUUCCCUGCCCAACAACUUCAACAGUUUGUAGCUGACAUGAUGGCUACUUACAAGAUUAGAAUAAGGUAAUAUAUUGGAAUUUUCUAGGGUUGAAUAAGGGAAGUGAUGAAAUGAUAAUUCAUAUAAAUGAAUUCAUUUAAAGCCGAAAGUGAUAA